Molecule: messenger RNA, 2053 nt
Organism: Centropristis striata (black sea bass)
Lineage: Eukaryota; Metazoa; Chordata; Actinopteri; Perciformes; Serranidae
Product: tripartite motif-containing protein 16-like
Exons: 6
Coding region: 134-1810 (558 amino acids)
Molecular function (GO): zinc ion binding; protein binding
Source: RefSeq, a predicted model, not a curated record
ACAUUACAACUGUACUUUGUUCCACACUGACACUCCCACAGACCAGUCAGCACAGUCAGCAUGUGAGAACACUCUGACAAUAAGCCACUCCUUCAGACAAAACGAAAGUAACUGUUAGCCUGAGUGGGAGAAAAUGGCUUACAGUCAGGAGCUGUUCGACUGUUCCAUCUGUUUACAGUUACUGGAGGAUCCUGUGACGAUCGCCUGUGGACACAGUUACUGUAUAAUGUGCCUCAGUGCCUUCUGGGAUACAAAUAAUAACAAAGAGUGUUACAGCUGUCCAGAGUGCAGGCAGACUUUCUCCCCGAGGCCUGCUCUGAAGAGGAACACACUUCUGGCUGCCUUGUUGGAGGAAGACAAAAGGAGAAAGAGUCAAAAUGCUGCUGAUGAUGAUGAUGACGACACCUAUGCUGCGCCUGGUGAUGUGCAAUGUGACGCUUGCACAGGAAGAAAAAGAAAAGCUUCCAUGUUCUGUCUCGUGUGUUUGGCCUCUUACUGCGAGACUCAUCUGAAGCCUCACUUUGAGGUGCCACCAUUAAAAAAACACAGUCUGAUUCAAGCCUCUUCAAGGAUCAAAGAGAGCAUCUGUGUCCGUCAUGACAAACUUCUGGAGAUUUUCUGCCGCACUGAUCAGCAGUUCAUAUGCCUGCUGUGUGGGAUGGAGGAGCACCGAGGCCAUGACACGGUGACAGUGGCAGCAGAACAGUGUGCAAUACAGAGACAGCUGGAUUGCAACAAACAGGAAAUUGCAGACAGAGUGCUGGAUUCAGAGAGGAAAAUAGCAGAACUGAAGCAGGCUGCAGGUGCUAUAAGAGAUGCUGCAUAUGAGGCGUGUGACAACAUUGAGCGACUGUGUGGGGAGCACAUCAGAAUAUUUGUCCGCUCUGUGGAGAAGAAGUGCUCUGAGAUGAGAGAGAAAGUUGGAGAAGCAGAGAAAGCUGGACUGGACUGGACCAACAGUCGUCUCGGGAAACUGGAGCGUGAAGUGUUAGAGCUGACGAGGAGAGAGGAUCGUCUGGACCAGCUUUCACUGACAGAGGACCCCAUUCAGUUUCUGCAGGGUUUCCAGGCCCUGGGUGACCUCCCUGAGUCCACACACUCACAUGAACGACACGACAUCCUGACAGAGUUUGUCUCUGCACAGACAGAUAAACUGAAAAACAUGUGCCACAAAGAAAAGAAAGAAUUAUUCAGUCAUUCCGAAGAAAAUCUGGUGUUAAAAAUGCCAAGACUGCGUGAUAAUGCAACAUCAAGGAAAUACCAUCUGACCAAACAUAAGGACUCCACAGUGGAGGUGGAUCCCAACACUAUAGCUGCAUGUCUUUGCUUGUCAAACAGAAACAGAGAGAUGUCAUGGGGUGAGACUAGCCAGGCUCAUCCUGAUCACCCUGCCAGAUUCACCGUCUACCCUCAGGCUUUGUGCAAAAACAAGCUUACGUACAGCCACUACUGGGAGGUGGAGUGGGAUGGUGGCAUUGUUGAUUUAGCUGUGUCGUACAAAUGCAUUGAAAGAAAGGGUUCAGGGAAGGAUUGCUCUUUUGGUCACAAUAAGAUCUCCUGGAAAUUAACCUGCACUUCAUCUGGCUGCACGUUUUGGCACAAUAAUCUUCACAAAGGCCAGAUUCCUCCGGUUCUCUCCCGCAGAGUGGGCAUACACCUCGAAUACGAUGAAGGAACGCUGAGCUUCUACAGUGUUUCUGAUUCUGACACGCUGAAAGUGUUGCACCAAAUCAGGACCACCUUCACUGAACCUCUGUAUCCUGGGUUUUCUGUUGAUUUAGGCUCAACACUGAAAAUAUGUAACAUCUGAGCUACAGUUAAACAUGUGAGCUUCGGGAGUUUGUGAUUCAGGGAAAGAAAAAAGCACAAGAGUAGGAAUGAUAUAUUAACAUAUGCAAAGUUUUGUAUAGUUUUGUGUGUGUGAUUUAGAGACAUGUAUGUAUAGAUUGAUACAGUGAUUAUAAGGCAACAUACAGAUGAAAAUGCAUCUAAUAGCCUAUUAAUCCUUGAUGAUUGUAACUACUGUUGUGCUUAUUCUGUAUGUUAAUUAUCA